AUGAGUACAACAAAUACCCUGGAGAGUUGCGUCUCGUCGCUGCGCUCGAGCAUGCAAUUGCUCGACUCAUCCAUCAGCAUUCUCGAUGCUGGCACUAGCGACUUUCCACGUUUGGCCAAGGUCCUACAGGCCACUAGGCAUUUCGAACUCGUCUCCGAGCCUGAACUACAGAACGCUCAAUCUGCCCUUCUCUCGGAAAUUCAGCCCGAAGUCGAGUCCUUGCUCGAUCGUGUUGCCGCCUACCUCGACAAGCUACAGCGUCGCGAAGAGUCUUUGAUUGCAAAGUGCGAGUUACAAGAGGGUCGCUUGUCCUCCCGUCACCCUCAGCAACAAUAUCACCCGAGACCUUCAGCCAACUCAUCGUCACAGGCUGCCGCCAACCCGCUAGAAGAGCUCAAAAUGCAGCAGCUUAGACAGAAGAAAGACCGUCUCAGCUAUGCUGUCGGCCGCCUCGAGUUGCAAGCAAAUCAAAGAGAGCGACAAUUGAGAAAGAGCAUGGCUGGCUUUUGA
Molecule: messenger RNA, 510 nt
Organism: Aureobasidium melanogenum CBS 110374
Lineage: Eukaryota; Fungi; Ascomycota; Dothideomycetes; Dothideales; Saccotheciaceae
Product: DASH complex, subunit Spc19
Exons: 2
Coding region: 1-510 (169 amino acids)
Biological process (GO): attachment of spindle microtubules to kinetochore
Cellular component (GO): spindle microtubule; DASH complex
Source: RefSeq, a predicted model, not a curated record